Lodderomyces elongisporus is the source of this 1350-nucleotide messenger RNA. Its product is annotated as tRNA threonylcarbamoyladenosine dehydratase. Gene Ontology annotation, biological process: cyclic threonylcarbamoyladenosine biosynthetic process. NCBI's taxonomy places the organism in Eukaryota, Fungi, Ascomycota, Pichiomycetes, Serinales, Debaryomycetaceae. Gene Ontology annotation, molecular function: ubiquitin-like modifier activating enzyme activity; tRNA threonylcarbamoyladenosine dehydratase activity. The transcript has a single exon. The record is from RefSeq and is a predicted model, not a curated record. Gene Ontology annotation, cellular component: mitochondrial outer membrane. Bases 1 to 1350 code for a protein of 449 amino acids.
AUGCCUCCAAUCCACCAUACUUUCUUAACAGUGCUUGCAACAGCUGCAGCUACAGUAGCUCUAGUGGAACUCUAUCAUACUUACAAAGAUGCUACAUCUCUAAUUAAGAAGAAGUCCCAAACGGUUGGUGACAAUGACAACCAAGGUCACAAAACGAAAAAGUUUGGUAAAAAAGCCAACUAUUCUGAAGAGCUUAUUCGAGAACAGUUGGCUAGGAACUAUGCAUUUUUAACAGAAGACGGGAUGCAAAAAGUGAGAGAUCAAAGGAUCGUUGUGGUAGGUGCAGGAGGUGUUGGUUCCUGGGUUGCAACAAUGCUUGCGCGUUCAGGUGUUGAAAAAUUGAGAAUUAUUGAUUUUGACCAAGUCUCGCUAAGCUCUUUGAACCGUCAUUCCGUGGCGAAUUUAAAAGAUGUGGGAACACCUAAGGUCGACUGUUUGAAAACGCAUUUAUUGGAAAUUGCUCCCUGGAUAGAUAUUGAUGUGCACAACAAGUUAUGGAAUCUCGACUCUGCAGAUGAGUUGAUAUUUGGUAAUGAGUUUAAACCUACAUAUGUUGUUGAUUGUAUCGAUAAUUUUGACACAAAAUGUGAUUUGUUGACUUAUUGUUAUAAGCAUGAGAUACCAAUCGUGUCAUCGGCUGGUGCAGCUACAAAGUCUGACCCAACUAGAAUAAACCUUGCGGAUAUUUCCAAAACCGAAGAGGAUCCACUUGCUAAAAAAAUCAGAAUUGUUUUGAAGAAAAGAGGCAUAGUUGAAGGUAUUCCUAUGAUUUUUUCAGCCGAAAAACCAGAUCCAAGGAAAGCCAAACUUCUUCCAUUACCCGAUGAAGAAUUCGAAAAGGGACGUGUUAAUGAGCUUUCGGCGUUGCAGGAUUUCAGGGUCCGCAUUUUACCAGUGUUGGGAACAAUGCCAGGUAUGUUUGGUCUUGCGAUUGCAACAUUUAUAUUGACUACUGUGGCGGGAUAUCCUAUGGAGCCUAUUGAAGGAAAAAACAGGUACAAGAUCUAUGAUGACCUUAUCAAGAGCUUGGCAGCACAGCAGUAUAGGAUUGGCGUAGAGGAGCUGAAAGUGCAGAUCUCAGUGACAGACGCGAGCUAUAUAUUGGAAGAAGUGUUCAAAGGUAAAUCUCCAAUCUCCAAUUUCUCUACAAGAUUGACAUUGUGUCGCUGGGAUCCUAAGCAACAAAUAAGUUGUCAGAAUGUGGUGGUGAUGACAAAGGAAGAACAGAGGAACCACGAGAAACGAGUGAUUUUGGGUGGUGAGACGAUUGAAGACGUAUACCCCGCCGAAGUUAUUGAGAAAGUGAAAAAGAGAUUUGAAGAUGAGGCUUACUAUUCAACAUUUAGAUAG